AUGGGGGAAAGAGAAAGAAGUCCAGAUACUGGUAAAGAAAGUAGGGCAGGCAGACACUAUUACUCUUACUGUUCAUCUGAUUUUGGAGCUACACCACAGUCUUCUGGCCGGUCAUCGCUGGUCCAUCCCUCCUCACCUGCAAGUAUUAAGGGAAAAAAUCCUAAAAAACAAAUUUCAGACAGCCAAGCGCAUCAUCAAGUCCCUAGGAAACCAAGCCCUAAGGGUCCACCAAACAGAAGGGGAGUCCGAGUGGGAUUUCGCUCCCAGAGCCUCAAUAGGGAGCCACUUCGGAAAGAUACUGAUCUUGUUACAAAACGGGUUCUUUCUGCAAGACUGCUAAAAAUCAAUGAAUUGCAGAAUGAAGUAACUGAACUCCAGGUCAAGUUAGCUGAGCUGCUAAAAGAAAAUAAGGCUUUGAAAAGGCUUCAGUAUAGGCAGGAGAAAGCCCUGAAUAAGUUUGAAGAUACAGAAAAUGAAAUCUCACAACUUAUUGCUCAUCAUAACAAUGAGAUUACAGCACUCAAAGAACGCUUAAGAAAAUCUCAAGAGAAAGAACGGGCAACUGAGAAAAGGGUGAAAGAUACAGAAGGUGAAUUAUUUAGGACAAAACUUUCCUUACAGAAACUGAAAAAGAUCUCUGAAGCUAGACACCUACCUGAACGAGAUGAUUUAGCAAAGAAACUCGUUUCAGCAGAGUUAAAAUUAGAUGACACCGAGAGAAGAAUUAAGGAACUAUCAAGAAACCUUGAGCUAAGUACUAACAGUUUCCAGCGACAGUUGCUUGCUGAAAGGAAAAGGGCAUAUGAGGCUCAUGAUGAAAAUAAAAUUCUUCAAAAUGAGCUACAACAACUAUAUCACAAAUUAAAGGAAAAGGAGAGAGAACUGGACUUAAAAAACAUAUAUUCUAAUCGUCUGCCAAAGUCUUCUCCAAAGAAAGAAAAAGAAAUUACAUCAAAAAAAAAUGCUGCAUGCCAGAGUGAUUUUACAAACCAGUGUACAAAAGAAGUACAAACCAGCGAAGACUUCGAGCUGGAGGAAUAUCCUAUAACACCACAAACACUUAUGUGUUACGAAAACAAAUGGAAAGAACCUGAACGUCUUUCUUUGGAUCUGGAAUCUCAAGAGAGAGAUGAUCAUGAAGAAGCAGGGAUUCUAAACCCACUUGUGGAAAGAGAAGACAAAUUUGUUAAAGAUCAAGGACUCCAUGCUGUGAAACAGGAGGCUGAGAAGCUGGAGGAUGAGCGGGAAAGAGAAGAACUUGCUAAAAAGCAGAAGGAAAAGACAUCUUUGUUGGAGAGAGAAGAAAAGCCAGUGUUGGAAACUGGAAGAUACCAAAUGGAAACGUACCAAAUUCAAAAUACUGAUAAGUUGGAAGAAGAGGAAGAAGAAAGGCUAAAGAGAGAAAUGCUACUUGCUACACUGAAUGGAAUCAGCAGAGAACUCCAAGGUUCUUGGAAUCGAAAAUAUCCUUCUCUGCCAUUGCUUCCUGAUGUGGAAUCAAAACUGCGCUCCCCAGAGAGAAACCCCAAAACACACACAUUCUUUGAAUCCUCAGAGAGAUUAUUUAAUGGGCAUCAUUUGCAAGACAUCAGUCUUUUCAGUACAAAAGGCGACGGUCAGAAUCCGGGCAGUAUCAGAAAACCAGCCUCUCCAGAUGAGCUUGCAUUUGGUAGCUAUGUGCCUUCAUUUGCGAAAAGAUUAGGGAAGACAAAUCCAGUUAGCCAAAAAAGUAGCCUUUUGGAUUUCCAAAGAAACAAUAUAGAGAAAUUUCGUAAAGACAGCGUCGAUUUAAUUACAAGAAAAGAGAAAAAAGCUAAUCUGAUGGAACAGCUAUUUGGUGCCAGUGGCGGCAGCAGCACUUCCUCUAAAAGCAGUGACCCAAAUUCUCUGGCUGCCACCAAUGUAGACUUUGACCCUCUAAAUUUUCUCCCUGGGGAUAAAAGCGGCAGGGGUAGGGAAUAUGAUGAUGACGAGGACUUCAGCGAAGGAAGAAGUUUUAAUCCAAAUAGACGCCAAUUAAAACAUGCAAACAGUAAACCAGCAGUAAAAGCAGCUGACUCUGUAGAAGAUGAAAUUGAAGAAGUGGCCCUGAGAUGA
Lipotes vexillifer (Yangtze River dolphin) is the source of this 2097-nucleotide messenger RNA. It is a transcript of the gene LCA5, whose product is annotated as lebercilin LCA5. The transcript has 7 exons. Gene Ontology annotation, biological process: intraciliary transport. Gene Ontology annotation, cellular component: axoneme. Bases 1 to 2097 code for a protein of 698 amino acids. NCBI's taxonomy places the organism in Eukaryota, Metazoa, Chordata, Mammalia, Artiodactyla, Lipotidae. The record is from RefSeq and is a predicted model, not a curated record.